GACCCAGCUCGAGUUGUUUGUUCUCGAUAGCCUGGGCGUCGCGCAGCUUAGGAGUCUGGACGUCCGCAUUCGCAACCUUGCGCACGAGGACGACAUCGGAGUGAUGCGAGCCGACGCGCAUAGGGCGCACACGAGGCUUCACGACUGCACGGGCGGCUACGUUCCGUGCAUCGAUUG
Molecule: messenger RNA, 177 nt
Organism: Prorocentrum cordatum
Lineage: Eukaryota; Dinophyceae; Prorocentrales; Prorocentraceae
Source: the annotation of a GenBank genome assembly